GAAAGGUGUUGGCUUGCAAUGGUGGGCUGCACUUUGCGUGGCAGUCCGCUGGGGCGCGUCAAUCCGGGAAAUUCGGCGAGGAUGGCGUGGUACGGCGAAUGAUUGUCAACACUGAGUACCUUGAUGCUUGGCUGUUGGGCGGUCGUUCGUUGGCCUGGUGUGGAAUGCCCCCGUUGUCCCGUCGAUAAGGAGGCGAUAAGGAGGAAAGACUGCGUACGCAACAUCGCCCGCCAAGUCCAAGAAGACCUCCGUCCACGAUUUGUCUCGGAAGCCAUGGACGUGGUGUCUACCACUGCAUCUGGUUCUCGUAUGCCACCUAGCAUUCUUCCAGUGAUGAACAAUAUAAAUAUGCUAGGUAAUGGUUUGCUUGUUCUUGAGUCAGACAAAGAAGGUUUUUUAGUCGUUUUAGACCAGGGAAAGUACAAUGAAAAGGCACAGGCCGCCGUAGAGAAUAACUUUUCAUGCGUCUCAGAAAACGCUGAGAGGAUUAGAAAACAAGCUGUGUCUCUGUUGAACGACGCACGACUUGAUUAUCUUGUCAAAGACAUUAAAAAAGCCAAAGAGAAAACGCUGGGAAUAUUUUUUAGUGUUAAAACACAUAAGUUAGAUAUGCCCUUUCGCUCCAUAGUGUCUGAAAGAAAUACCUGGCAAAGCGUUGUGUCGUCAUACCUUCAAAAGAAUUUGUCCUGCCUAAAGCUGGAAGACCCGUACUUCAUUUCUAGCUCAUCUUGUUUGGUUCAGCACUUGGAGAUGCAGUCUCUAAAGGGUUGUGCCGCCCUGAGCGUGGACGUGGAGGAUUUGUUCUUUUCAUUACCGCACAAUGAACUAAUGGAAAGUGUUAAGAUUUGCAUUUCACAGUUCAAUGACGUAUUUCAGCUCAGGGCUAGGAGCGGCGUUUCGCUAGAAUCCUUCCUGAAAAUCCUGUCCAUGUACCUAAAAUCUACCGUUAUUGGUUGGCAAGAUAAAGUUUUGCGUCAAAAAUCAGGCGUUUGCAUCGGAUCAAAAGUUCCACCCGUGUUAAGCGAUAUCUUUUUGAGCCGCAUUAACAGGAAACUUAGCCGCGGCCUUGGCGAUGGUAUUCGCCAUGUCUGUAGGUAUGUGGAUGAUUACCUGGUGAUCUUCGAUAACAACCAUGAUUACCAUCAGAUGACCGACAGUAUUAUAAAAUGUUUUCAAGAAUGUGGGUAUGGCCUACGGUUCACCACUGAGUUCAUGGAGCAGCAGCAGCUGCAGUAGCUUGAUUUACGCUUGCUGUUCACUCCACAGCAUGUAUGCUGGAAAUACCACCCGAGAUCUAAAAAACCGUUGUUGCAUGGUAUUUCAGCCCACUCUAAACUCAUCAAAAACGGCAUUAUUUCUUCUACCUUGUGUUCUUCACUCAAAAAGUCAUGCCAACAUCAGGUUCAAGAUAGCUUCAAUCGCCAGCUCCUUAGACUGAAGACGGCUGGUUAUGGCAAUGCUGCGAUCACUACUGCAUGUAAUAAGCUCAUUAAAUGGGUCAAGAAAGACAACGCGGAAGCAUGUGAUGAGCGCAAAAGUGGCGCCAGCAAAUUCUCUGGUGUGCCAUAUCUGCAUCGCUUUUCCCAUGGUCUAAAAAAUGUUUCUAACCGGGGGUGCUAUUCUGGACUUCCGCCAUUUUCUGUCAAAUUUGACGUAGGCGUGACGUAUACACAAUGAUGACGCAAACGCAUGAAAUGCUUGCGAAACGUGACGUGAAGGGGACAUAAGAUGCAAAGAAACGUGCAAUUAAAUAGUUCUUUGUAUCUGAAAUUGUUAAUGCAACAACAAAAAAUAAAAGAAAAGUGAAGCGUUUAGUUUUAAAGUUGUGAAGCAGACGAUAUCGUCUGCAAUUUAGCGCCAUAUUUAGAGAUGAGCGACAAAGCCAUAGUAACUUUUUUAGCCAAUAAGCGAGCCAGCCAAGCCAGCGUCGAGAUUGCCGACAUCGUUAUUUCGCUGGUUGUUUUGUGUAGGUGUUCUGUGGUUAUGUCGGCAGAUCGCCGAACAGUGGGCCGCGAUGUUGCAUUUUUUUACCGAUCGUCCCCGUAUGGGGAGGGUGGUUUGCGACUUACUACCGAAGGUACGACGGGAGCCGUGACAGACGAUGACAGAGCGCCUUUACCGCCUGGGCCCCAGCAGCAAGCCGCCGCCGGAGUGGCGGUGGCUAUGGCGAACUAAAGUGGCGGCAGCUCGAGCUCGAGGCGCGGAAUGACGGUGCAGUCAGGAGAACAGGCGGAGGGCCGUUCGAUUUGGCGACGCACGUUUCGGUGGACGACGCCCGCAUCGUUACAAGUAUGCGCGUCGACCCCGUCUUGGGCUGCGGUGGCCCUUCGUUCCCAGGGCCCGCGGCGUCCAGAAGCGCUGCCGAUAGUAUAGAGAUAAGGAGCUGCACAGCAUUGCAAGUAUUAAUAAUGCCCCUUCUGUUCCUUCUGUCUUUUUUGUUGCGGUGGCUGUUCCGCGUCUAGUUUAUCUUAAGUAAUGUGCCAACUAGCCCAACAGCCAGCUGAGUUAUUUAUAACGUCUCCGAUGCGCGAAGUAUCUUUCUGAACUGUCGUGAUCAUUAAGAUGAUGCUAUAUGUUUUGCUGAGGAUGCGUGUGGACUAGUGUAAGUAAAAGUUACAAUCAUGUAAAUAUACAUAAGCAGAAGCAAUAAGAGUUAAGUUUCAGGACCUCACGUUACGCGCGAUCAGUUGAAUCUGAAAGAUAAAGUCUGGGCGAAUCUCAAUCCACAGAAGUGAUGCAUCUCCGAAGGUGUUAACUGUGGAAGGUACUUCCACGUUGCUUACAACAUACGGAUAAGAAGUGCAUAAUGGCCACAGAUAAAGAAGAGGAAUUGUAGUAUUUCAUGCAGUUGAUGUUACAUUGGACUGGCAGCACUAAGAAGUGUACAAACUGCAUUCAAAGAGAUGUCUUUUAUGCAGAUGUGCUGGUUUCAAAAACUGGCUGGUACAAUAUUAGAGGCAUUCUUUGUUGUUGUUGGCAGCAGUGAAUGAUAAGACAAUGAUGUAAGCAAUGAGACAACUUGACUCCUUUUUAUUAUUGCAAGGAUGAUGAAUUGACUCACAAUGAUGAAUUGACAGAAGAAGAUCAAUUGACUCACAAUGCAUUCUGAAAUAUCAUGUAUUACUCUUGCAUGUAAACUUUUAUAGUCCACCAGAGAAACCAGGACAGAAAGUAGCUACACAGUGCUGUGCCCACGUUGCCCCGUUCGGUACUGGUUCGUUUUGUGCCUAUAAGCGUUUACAUAGAUUACCAACCACAGCAAGCUUGUGCUCUUGCAUGUACGAGUGGCUACUACAUGAAUAGAGCUUUUGUACACACCUGCCAGACUCGUACAGUCAUCACACGGGUUCGCAUUGUGAAUAAAGUGCUGAAAACAAUGCUCUGGAAUGGCAUUCAAUGUUGCAUGCAGUGCUGCAAAAUAACACAGGCUGUUUACAGAGUCACUAUGGUCUCAACAAACUAGUCCUCCUAUGAUUUGCGGCAGAAGCUGAGCAAGCUUUUGCCUAACUGCUUGGUACAAUUAGCAUGCUCUCAAUGAACGAACACAAUGAAGCUUUUAACAGAAUACAAUUCCUACAAGAACACAACUACAGAGGAUAGGUAUAGGAUCGAACACAAUGCAAGUGGCUACUUUGUCAUGGGAAACAGCAAGAGCUUCUUGUGUUUCACGUUUCUGUGCACAUCUCGCAGGAAUGUAAACCCCAUUACAUCGAGUCGUGCCCAGCUGUGAACCACUACAGAGCGUGAUCCUGCCUUUGCCUACCCGCCUGGUACAUGUCCACUGCAGCCGUAUCGUCGCUAUUGUUGUUGUAAAGGUCCGCAUAUUCUCAUUCGAGUUCUUCAGUGCAAGGGAUGUCUUCUGGCUCAGGCAGCUGCUGCCAAACACCGAGGUUGUGAAGCACGACACAAACUGCGAUGAUCUUCGACGUGAAGAGUGGGCCAUAGUACAGUGUUCUGUACCUCUGCAAGCACCGAAAGUGGGCCUUGAGGACUCCAGUGCACAGUUAUACGACACACCGCAGUGAAGAGUGGGUGUGGUGGAAUCGGGCAGCAGAGGAUUCUGCAGGAUGUGCUCCAGGGAUGGGGUUAAGCAGCCAAGGUUGAAGCGAGUAUGCACUAUCACCUGUGGAGGACAGUGUUCCAAUUAGCAUAAUAUGAAUGUAUACAUGAAUAUUUACUAUUCUUUUCUCACUUCUUUUAACUUAUUCGAAGACAUCGUGUCACUGAUAUGCACUGCUUUCCUUUUUUUUACAGCUAGACAUAUUGACAGAAUUGCUUGUCUGGUUAGGUUACAUAAUUACGGCUUUUGAAAUGCUCCAACGAAAAAAUGGCUUUAUCAAGUCAAUUCCUUCGUCAGGAGGAAUGACAACGAAGCUACUGCAACCUUUACCUUCUUUCAUAGAGAAGAAGGGGCGAGUGACAGAAGGCGCACCUUCUUUGGUGGGAAGGGUGUUGUGCUUUCUUUUGAUUGCAUGGGACUGAUGUGCGGCUGCAGACGGUCAGCGCACUCAAGGCUUGGUUUCCCUUAGUUUUUUUUUUGUGCUUAGGCCGUCAAUGAAAAGUGACAGCAGGUUUCUUUUGCAACCGUUUGAGUUGUUUUCUAGUGCUUUUUAUGAACCAUGACUGAAAAAACCUUUGAGUUGCCAGUUCACUUAUUUUAUUGCUAUAUAGCACAUGGCUGUGCUUGCUUAUUUGUAUUUUUUAUGCAAGUUGUCCUUUCUACACAUUAUUGUAUUUAUGAAUGUACAACAUCUAUGGCAGUUGUAUUUGAUGUAUUCUUUUUUUUAACAUAGCCUCAGAGUGUAGCAUUUCCUGUGUCAUCGUAUGCUUACUAUUUAUUAUUU
Rhipicephalus sanguineus (brown dog tick) is the source of this 4844-nucleotide messenger RNA. RefSeq lists its product as uncharacterized. The transcript is spliced from 2 exons. The record is from RefSeq and is a predicted model, not a curated record. Bases 124 to 1236 code for a protein of 370 amino acids. Lineage: Eukaryota; Metazoa; Arthropoda; Arachnida; Ixodida; Ixodidae.